AUGGCUUCUACAUCUUCAUUUAGAGGUCAACAACAAGUUUCUUCUUCGUAUGGAGGCGGACCACCACCAUUACCACCGUCAAGGAAUCAAAGACUAUACGGUAAACCAUUACCACAUCAACUUCCUCAAUCAUCUUAUGAAAGAAGACCAUCAUCUUUAUCACAUAGUAGUAGCACUUCCUCUUUAUACAGUCCGUACUCUCGACCAAAUAACAAUGACCAUAACAAUAAUAACAAGAAUGCACCAUCUCGAUCACCGUCACCAAUACCUUCUUCAUAUAACAAUAAUUCAUCAUAUUCAAGAAAUGGAAAUUAUCACCACCAUCAUAAUUAUUAUCAACAACAAUCACAUCACGACCAUCAUCACAACAAUAACUAUCUUUAUAAUCAUCGACAACGGUUAAGAGAGGCAGAGGCCAAAUUAACAGAAAGUGUUAGAAAAUCGCAAAUAGAUCUUGAUAAAGUAAAUUGGGAAUUGGAGAAAGUCAUUCAUCAAACUGCUUUGGCAACUAGACAAAUAGAAUUACUUUUUGCUAAUAGUCAAGAAGAAAUUGAAGCUUUAAAUAAAUUAGCAGAAAAAGAAACAGAGGAAAAUCAACUAGCUUUGAUUAAUAAUAAGAAAUCCGAAUUAAAACUUGAAGAAUUGCCAAGAAACAGUCACAGAAUGGCUAGAGAUAAGAGAGGAGAUGUGGUUGAGACAUUUACCUCAAUUUCUGCUGAACCUGCAUAA
This is a messenger RNA of Entrophospora sp. SA101, 729 nucleotides long. The record is from the annotation of a GenBank genome assembly. NCBI's taxonomy places the organism in Eukaryota, Fungi, Glomeromycota, Glomeromycetes, Entrophosporales, Entrophosporaceae.